Molecule: messenger RNA, 1131 nt
Organism: Mizuhopecten yessoensis (Yesso scallop)
Lineage: Eukaryota; Metazoa; Mollusca; Bivalvia; Pectinida; Pectinidae
Product: galactose-3-O-sulfotransferase 2-like
Exons: 1
Coding region: 1-1131 (376 amino acids)
Biological process (GO): glycolipid biosynthetic process
Cellular component (GO): membrane
Molecular function (GO): galactosylceramide sulfotransferase activity
Source: RefSeq, a predicted model, not a curated record
AUGGCUGGAUCAAAACCAAUACGCGCGUGGACAGCAAACCAGGGCCUGCUUAUCUACCAUCAAGGACACUCAUCACAUGACACCAACAGAAAACAAUCCUCCAACCAAGACCAGUAUAUUCAAAAAGGCGAUCCUGUCAAUCACAUAGCUUUCGUCAAGAUACACAAGGCCGCAAGUACAACCAUUGCAAAUAUAUUUCAGCGCUACGGCUAUGAAAAUAAUCUCGUGUUUGCUCAGCCAAGAGGCAAAGGCGGGGAUGGCCCUUCUUUGACACCACGCUACUUCUUUCCACCACCAAACAAUAAAAUUUAUGACAUUGCUUGUGCACAUGCCGGAUACAACAGAGAAGAAUUUAGUACAGUGCUACCUAACGAUACAGUGUAUAUAGGUGUCGUGAGAGAGCCGUACAGCCAUUUUCGAUCCUUUAUAAGAUAUUUUCGUCCAAAAAAUGUGCUGAAUAUACCUGGAAACCACCCUGUUUUGGAUUAUUUGUCUCAUUCAGAACAUCAUAUAAAAUACCAUGGCUCCAUUCAUAUCCGAACAAAAAAGAUUGAUCACGAGUUUAAUAUGAUGGCGAUUGAGUUUGGAUUUCCUGGGGAAUUAUUUUUGAACAUGGAUCGAAAAGGGCUACAGAUGUAUUUACGCAAACUUGAUAAAGAGAUGGAUAUCAUGUUAGUAGUAGAACAUUUUGAUGAAUCUAUUGUGCUGAUGCGACGACUCCUGAACUGGGAUCUCAGAUAUAUGUUAUAUGGUAAAAUACAUGUUAACAAGGAAGAAGAUCCCCGGCUGCAGUUUGGAUCAACAGAGGAACAACUGUUUAAAAACAGGUCCUACCUAGAUUAUGCACUAUAUGACCUUUUUCUUGAAAAAAUGAAAAAAAAUCUGAAACGGCAACUUCCUGAUUUUUAUGAGGAGCUGGCUUAUUUCAGAAAAACAAGAAUAAAAUUUGAAAAUUUCUGUUUGUCUGCUCAAUCUGGCGACAAGAACAUAACGGAACUAUCAUUUGAAGGCAGUAAGUGGAACAAAUCAUUUGUCAUCAAAAAGUCACUUUGUGAAAAUCUAUUUAUCAGUGCAAGCACGUUUUUUAGGAAAAUACUAAGAGAACAGCGUCUCCGUGAUGGAAUUAUGUAA